This is a messenger RNA of Salvia hispanica, 685 nucleotides long. Its product is annotated as transcription repressor OFP8-like. The record is from RefSeq and is a predicted model, not a curated record. NCBI's taxonomy places the organism in Eukaryota, Viridiplantae, Streptophyta, Magnoliopsida, Lamiales, Lamiaceae. Gene Ontology annotation, biological process: negative regulation of DNA-templated transcription.
UCUCCUUCUCCAUAAAUCUUAAAACACACUUAGGUCAAUCCAAUCCGGCGCCGCCAUGUCCACAGGCAGCAGGAAAGGGUACACGCUGAGGUCCAUCCGGGUGAGCCUCGGGUGCAGCAGCUGCCGCCGCGCCAAGGUGUUCCAGCCGAAGCCGCGGCGCUACUCCUCGUCCAGCUCGUGGGACAACCACACCAACACGACUAACACUACAUUUUCGUCCUCGGACACAGAGUCGGAGACAAAGAGCCUGGGAGCGGUGCAGGGGUUCGGGCGGAUCGGGGGGACCAGCGUGGCCGUGGAGAAGGACUCGGACGAUCCGUAUCUGGAUUUCCGUCAGUCGAUGCUGCAGAUGAUUCUGGAGAAGGAGAUUUACUCCAAAGAUGAGCUCAAGCAUCUCCUCAACUGCUUCCUGCAGCUCAAUUCCCCUUACUAUCACCGGAUUAUCGUCCGCGCCUUCACCGACAUCUGGAACGGCCUCUAUUCCCUCUCCGCCUCGCCCUCGCCAUUAGCCUAGCUACUCUUUCUUAUGCAUAAACACAUUCGGUUUUCACAGCCUUUUUGACAUCACAUAUGCUCAUCAAAUUGUAAAUUAAUGUUGCUGCCUUGUCAAAAAUUCUGUGAAAAUUGCUUAAUGUUAUUUCACUAACUAUCACUACUGUAAUGGACUUGCUUCUUCUUUCUUUAA